GAUGUCUUUUAGUUCCUCCAUAAUAUUAGGGCGCUUGCAGGAGUCGAUUGAAUAAACAAGGUGGAGCAAUGUCGUGUUUUAGGGAAUUAUGAACUAUGUCGUUGCAAGGCAGUGUUUCUAAUACAUUACGACGUUUUGGUCGCCGUUAUCAGUGCGCUUAGAGCUAUUUGUUUAGUUUAACAACGCCUUACAGACGUGCAGUUCAUUAGAGGAAAAAGCAGUUUGCUGGCUAGUUUAUCUAGCGAGCGGUUGUUUACAUAAUUUGACAUUAAGCUGAGAUAGCCACGUGGAGGAAUCACUAAUUAGACGGACUGUUUUGUCGUUUGGAGAGCAUGGCAGAGCUACACAUUGAAGCGAAUGCGUGCGGCCUCAUGGAGCAGAGCGAGCACCGGGAGACCCGCGGCUCCGUUAGCAUGCGCCUCCCGUCGCCCAGCUUCGUUCUUCCAGCUCGGAGCGGUUCUGCAAGUCCGGGCCUGUCUGCGACCAGAGCUGUGUUCGGCUUCCCGAUGAAAAGCAGCCCCACAUCCCCAUCAGAGUCCACAGAGAAACCGGGGUCCCGGUGGGUCCGGCUUAACGUCGGGGGCACCUACUUCAUCACAACCAAACAAACCUUAUGCAGGGAUCCCAAAUCCUUCUUGUACCGACUCUGUCAGGAAGACCCUGAUCUAGACUCAGAUAAGGAUGAGACAGGAGCUUAUUUGAUUGAUAGAGACCCCACAUACUUUGGACCUAUCUUGAAUUACCUGAGGCACGGAAAGCUGAUCAUCAACAAGAACCUUGCAGAGGAGGGUGUUCUAGAGGAAGCUGAAUUUUACAACAUUGCGUCAUUGGUGAGGCUGGUAAAGGAGAGGAUACGAGACAAUGAGAACAGGACGUCUCAGGGCCCAGUGAAACAUGUGUAUCGUGUACUUCAGUGCCAAGAAGAGGAACUCACUCAAAUGGUCUCCACAAUGUCUGAUGGGUGGAAAUUUGAACAGCUUAUAAGCAUUGGCUCCUCUUACAACUACGGAAAUGAGGACCAAGCAGAGUUUCUGUGUGUGGUUUCCCGGGAACUCAACAAUUCCACUAAUGGUAUUGUUAUUGAGCCAACUGAGAAGGCUAAGAUCCUUCAGGAGAGAGGUUCCCGGAUGUGAGGAGACCACCUUCGCUGUGCUGACACAGAUUUCCCCCAUCUCCCCUCUUCUCCUCUAGUCUCCCUUCUUUAACCAUACAGCUGACUCCAUCAGCUCACAUGGCUGCCCUUCCUUUUUAUCACCCUCCUCCCUUGUGCCUUUCCACAGUGGGGGUGUCCCCCCUCCCUGCAGUGCUGCAACAUUGCCCAUCCAGCACCAUCAAAUGAGAUCACUGCUGUUAUCAAAAAUGUAAAAAAUGCUACAAAGUUAGUUGAUCCGUGUUGACUCCCCUCACUCCGUGUGGGACUCACCAUGAUGACUAGGGAGGAGUCCAAGUAAGAUUUUCGAGGUCCGUCACUAUAACAACUAAUGUAGUCAUCCACGAUGCCUCGGAACUUGAUCAUUAAUCGCCUUCAUAUCCUCGUCAUAAUUAUCUAUAGACUAUGUCAUUGCUGGCAUGCUAGUUACAAGGAAUGCUUGUGCCCUGGUCAGCUAGGCUGUGUUUCCAUCAUCAGAAUCUCCUCAGGACUUCCAGGGGUGCAAAAAAGUAGACAAAACAGAAUCGUUUGCCCCCCUACACCCUUCUCAUAGCAAGCACAUUGACUCACUGUGUAAAACGGAGCGAGUGUUUGAAUGAAUAUCAGCAGCAACACUCACUCGUUAUCAUUUCAGUGUCUACCACAGCCUGGCUUGGCCUUUGAACAUGCAGAGCCAUUUGUUUUCAGUUUGUAAUGUAUCUUAUAAUUUCCCUGUUCUCAUUUGACCCACUUGAGUUCAUUGACAGGAAUCAAAUGUUCCAGGUCAUGCUGGAGGUAUUUAUUCACCCCUCCUAACAUGGACACGUCAAAAAGAAACAUGCAGUGUUGGUGGCUUGUAAAGAUCAUGAAUAUGGUUGUAUUACAAUAGAGGUUGUUAUAAAAGUUGUUUAUGUAUUGUAACAGUCACAUUUGACUGGGGAAGCUUAUGAAUCAACUCCUUGUCCUAGUCUACUUUGUCCAGUGCCUCGUCACUUGUAUGUAAAUUUUUGUGUUGUGUUCUCCCUCUGGCUAUUCAUGUGUGACUGGAAAACUGGUCACUCCAUAGUCUUAUUUCACACUAUUUCUCAAGAAUAGUUUUGUUUCUCUUUAUAUAAGUGCAUCAGUUCUUUGUCUUGUCACAAAUGAGCUCCAUGAGACUGUUGAUGGACAACAUACUCAAAUGAAAGUCACGGCAGAACUUUGUUCUGUUGAAUGAUUGUUAAUUUUUUUUGACUUAGUAAGUUCAGCUCUAGCACUCCAUAGAACUCUAUCUCUAACUCUAUUUUGGCUGUUUAACUGUUUAUAUCACAUAUUUAAAAAAAACAAAACAACAACACUUAAAACGUUAGAUAAGUUGUAGUGGAAUAGCAGUGAAUGUUAAGGGCUCUAUUUUACAUGGAUUGAGAUGCUUGCCCUCAUGUCAAAAAUCUUGUAUUACUUCAGGUAAACUGUGCUUCUUUCAUAUUUUGACAUCAGAGCCAGUAUUUGGUCCUGUUUUACACUGAAUUGCCCUCAUUGUUUGAUAUUUAGCCACUUAAGACUAGCUUUCUAAAUCAAAUUACACACCCUUAAAAGUUAUCUGCUAGGAACAAGUGUGCUUCAUGAUCUUCUGACAGUAUUUUAACAUAAGAUCCUUGUUCAGUAUCACAUAGAAUGUAAAACUGCAUGCUUUGAUGUUUGUUUCAAUGUCCAUUGAAAAGCAGCUGAUGGCUGUCACAGGCAGCAUGUCAAUGCGAAUUUUUUUUUGGUUAUAAGUGCACAUUUAAAAGCACGAAUAUUUUUUUUUUCUGUCCCCUGCUAUAACAUGUGAAGCAAAGGAGAAGGGGUUGCCAGUUUAAAUAGUCUUUAAAUUUUCACUUUGAUUUUACAAAGCAGAAUUUUAUCAGAGGGAUAAUUUGUAAGGCAACUCUAGAUAGCCCAGUUGAAAGGUUCCUUAUCCCUUCUUGCAUUUGGACGCUUAGAAUUUGGCUCGAUUUCCACUCCUAACAAUAAUCUGAUCUGAUGAAAUGUAACCCGUGGAGUGUUUCUUUUUGUUGACCUACAAUUGUUUAUUAUUGAAGUUUUCAUAUUGAGUGUCUGAGCUAUAGAUCUCCCUGCUGCAGGAAAGUAAGAUUUGAUCUUUGCUAUUGUAUUUGUUUUAUGACUCAUGCAAAAUAAGGGGGGGGGGGGG
Molecule: messenger RNA, 3299 nt
Organism: Ictalurus furcatus (blue catfish)
Lineage: Eukaryota; Metazoa; Chordata; Actinopteri; Siluriformes; Ictaluridae
Gene: kctd2
Product: potassium channel tetramerization domain containing 2
Exons: 6
Coding region: 333-1133 (266 amino acids)
Biological process (GO): protein homooligomerization; proteasome-mediated ubiquitin-dependent protein catabolic process
Cellular component (GO): Cul3-RING ubiquitin ligase complex; cytoplasm
Molecular function (GO): cullin family protein binding
Source: RefSeq, a predicted model, not a curated record